AUGCCAGCGAGCAGAGUGAUAAUUGACACCGAUCCUGGAAUCGACGACGUCCUUGCUCUGCUCCUGGCGCUAUCGUCUCAUUCUGAGGAGAUCGAGGUCAAGCUGAUAUCUCUGACCUUCGGCAAUAUCGAUGUCCGUAGUUGUUUGCGGAAUUUGGUCUCUAUGUUCCACGCCAUCGAGCGGGAGCUCAGCUGGCGCCGUGAGAAUGGAAAGCCGGAAGGCUUCGAGGCCCUGCGGGCAUGCAAGCCGGUGGUUGCUGUCGGGGCUAACCGCCCCCUGCAGGACGAGAUGAUGAUGGCCGAUUAUUUUCGUGAGACUUUGCCUCCUGCCUUCCACCCUCACCUGACUCCAGAGCAAACAUGGGAGUCCCUAUUUUUCCCAUCCGCGCAGAGCGGGACGGUUCCAGCUCCAGCUACAGCAAAAGCUGCAUUGGCGCACUCUCAGCACUCCUUAUUUAUCGGCUCCAAAACGCCAGCCCACCAGGAAAUGCUCAGGAUACUUAAAGAGAACGAUCCAGAGACCGUCACGAUCGUCGCCGUCGGCCCACUGACAAAUCUCGCCCUAGCCGCCGCAGAAGACCCAGAGACAUUCCUCCGUGCAAAGGAGGUAGUUGUGAUGGGGGGCGCAAUCGAUGUUCCCGGAAAUGUCACCCCCACUGCCGAAUUCAACAUGUACGCCGACCCCACCGCCGCCGCACGCGUUUUCGCCCUCACCUCCCCGCGCCCCGCGUCCACCAUGCCCCCGACCAACCCGAGCCUAGCCACCCACCAGCUCCCCGCCUACCCCACCAACCUCAGCAAGCAGCUAACCCUCACACUCCUCCCGCUGGACCUCACAGACCAACACAGACUCACCCGCGGCCAAUUCCGCGCCAGAACCACCGCGGCGCCGCAGACAACAACAACAACAACAACAAAUGCAACAGCAGUAGUAGCCACGCCCUCGCCGCUGGCCGCGUGGCUCACCAUCAUCCUCGAGCACAGCUUCGCCACGCUCGACGCGCUGUACCCAGGCCACGCCGGCGACCACGCGGCGCUGAGCCUGCAUGACCCGCUGUGCAUCUGGUACGUGCUUACGAGGGCGCCGCCAUUGCCAUUGCCAUUACCAUCAUCACCAUCAUCACCACCACCAUCAUCAGGGGGCGGGGUUGGCUGGCAGCCGUCCGCAGGGUCGCCAGAGGAUAUCCGCGUGGAGACGACGGGCCAGUGGACGCGGGGGAUGUGUGUAGUUGAUCGGCGGGGGCGGAGGAGGCGCGACAGCGACGACGACGACGGUGCCCGCUUCAGCGACAAUGGGCAUUGGCUGAGUGACAGUUCUGGGAACCGGGUGGUGAGGAUGGCGUGCUCACCGGGGGCGGAGGGGUUUGGGGGACAUAUGCUGGAGAGGGUCUUUGGGUGA
Histoplasma mississippiense is the source of this 1398-nucleotide messenger RNA. RefSeq lists its product as hypothetical. The transcript has 5 exons. Gene Ontology annotation, molecular function: purine nucleosidase activity. Gene Ontology annotation, biological process: purine nucleoside catabolic process. Lineage: Eukaryota; Fungi; Ascomycota; Eurotiomycetes; Onygenales; Ajellomycetaceae. Gene Ontology annotation, cellular component: cytosol. Bases 1 to 1398 code for a protein of 465 amino acids. The record is from RefSeq and is a predicted model, not a curated record.